This is a messenger RNA of Funneliformis geosporum, 713 nucleotides long. The record is from the annotation of a GenBank genome assembly. Lineage: Eukaryota; Fungi; Glomeromycota; Glomeromycetes; Glomerales; Glomeraceae.
AUAAUUCUUUACAAGAUUUAACCGAUGCAGAAACUUACCAAAAAAUCAAAGCCAAAGUCGUGUUGGAAUUUCUUGGUGAUGAUCAGGUGGAAGGAGAUGAUACUAGUAUUCCAUUUAUAGAAAAUCAAACUGAAAAAUACCAAAAAACAUGGCAAGAAGCCAUUGAUUUCAUUUGCUCUAUCUAUGAACACCGAUUAAUCUUUAGAGUAAUCACUGAUGAACCGAUGAAAUUUAAAUAUAUCGAUAAAAACCUAACCGACAAAUCCCUUAAAAUAAUCAAUCUCUUAGCUAACGGAGAAAAGUUUUCUAAACAUUUCUUCGAAGACUAUGCGGAGGAUGGACAAAUCGCAGUAGAGGGAAAAUUAACUGGUGAUUUAGCAAUCCAAGACUAUCCCAAUUUAGCCGAAAUUAAUUUAGUUAACCACGAACUAACUUCUUUAACGAUUACUAAUUGCCCUAAUUUAAAGGAAAUUAAUCUUCGCCAUAAUCAAUUAACUAAAUUAGAAAUCAAUGACCAUAAUAAAAUUGAACAAAUAAUUGCGGCCCAAGAUUAUGAAGAACUAAAAAUCGAAAAAGAAGAGUUAUUAGGAGUAAUAAAAAACUUAAAAGAAGGGGGAGAAGAAGGAAAAUUAAUGUUGACCGAAGCCAUUGAAAGUAGCGACCAAGUUGAGGAAGCCAUUCAAAAUCAUUUACAAAAAACUGAACAAGAAUGA